GCCUGGAGCGGGCCCUCCGUGGCGCGCAUGCGCAGACGCCGUCUUGGCAGAGCUAAUACUCCAAGGCGCCUGUCACAUGAGCCUCGCUCCCGCUCCGCUCCCCCUCCUCCCGGCUGGGCUGUGUGAAUGAAGCUCUGCCGGCUACGUGGGGCGCUAGCUCUACUCGCCGUGUGGAACGCCAGAGCCGACUGAGCGCGCUGCCCACCGCCGGUGGACACGGGCUCCGCCGCGCCGGACCUCGGUGACAGAACAAAUCAGUUGACUGAAGUUGGACGGGUGGCCCUGUGAUAACGUCAGUGGAAGCUGCGCCGAGUAAAUGAGGGGAAAGCCAGAAGGUGAAGCAUUAAAAACCAGUUUGGGGCCUUAGAAUCUUGCAGAAAGCAGAAUCACACACUUGCAUCUCCAUCUAUACCCUCCUUUAAGUCCCCCUCCAAAACUUGGGGGGGGGAGCACUGGAAAGCUCUGAGCCUGUGACCCCAGUGUGGGAGAAGAUAGGUACAAGAUGGCCAUGUGGCAGGGAAUGAACUCAGGGAGACAGGCUUGGCCGCUGGACCAUUUACCCACUGACUCAUCUCGCCAGCUCCCAGGGAGCUCGGAGUGGAACCCAGGACCUUACAUGUUAGGAGCCAUGGAUAACAGAGGCUUUCAUCAGGGGAGUUUUAGUAGCUUCCAGAGCAGCUCUAGUGAUGAAGACUUGAUGGACAUCCCAGGGACUGCUAUGGACUUCUCUAUGAGAGAUGACGUGCCGCCUUUAGAUCGAGAAAUAGAAGGGAACAAGUCAUACAAUGGUGGUGGAAUAGGCUCUUCAAAUAGAGUCAUGGACUUCUUGGAGGAGCCAAUCCCUGGUGUAGGGACCUAUGAUGAUUUCAACACAAUUGAUUGGGUGAGAGAGAAAUCUCGAGACCGAGAUAGGCACCGAGAGAUUACCAAUAAAAGCAAAGAGUCAACAUGGGCCUUAAUUCACAGUGUGAGCGAUGCUUUCUCUGGUUGGUUGUUAAUGCUCCUUAUUGGCCUUUUAUCAGGUUCCUUAGCUGGCCUGAUAGACAUCUCUGCUCACUGGAUGACAGACUUAAAAGAAGGGAUAUGUACAGGGGGGUUCUGGUUUAACCAUGAGCACUGUUGCUGGAAUUCUGAGCAUGUUACCUUUGAACACAGAGACAAAUGUCCAGAGUGGAAUAGCUGGGCCCAGCUCAUCAUCAAUACAGAUCAGGGAGCCUUUGCCUACAUAGUCAAUUACUUCAUGUACGUCCUCUGGGCUCUUCUGUUUGCUUUCCUUGCUGUAUCUCUUGUCAAGGCAUUUGCACCUUAUGCCUGUGGUUCUGGAAUCCCUGAGAUCAAAACCAUCCUGAGUGGUUUCAUUAUUAGAGGCUAUCUGGGUAAGUGGACCCUUGUCAUCAAAACUAUCACUUUGGUGUUGGCGGUGUCAUCUGGCUUGAGCCUGGGCAAGGAGGGCCCCCUGGUGCACGUGGCUUGCUGCUGUGGGAACAUCUUGUGCCACUGCUUCAACAAAUACCGGAAGAAUGAAGCCAAGCGGAGAGAGGUCUUAUCAGCUGCAGCGGCUGCCGGUGUAUCUGUAGCCUUUGGGGCCCCUAUUGGUGGAGUAUUAUUCAGCCUGGAAGAGGUCAGCUACUACUUUCCCCUCAAAACACUAUGGCGUUCUUUCUUCGCUGCUCUGGUGGCAGCGUUCACACUCCGCUCCAUCAAUCCAUUCGGAAACAGCCGCUUAGUUCUGUUUUAUGUGGAGUUCCACACCCCGUGGCAUCUCUUUGAGCUCGUGCCAUUCAUUGUACUAGGCAUAUUCGGUGGCCUCUGGGGAGCUCUGUUUAUCCGCACAAACAUUGCCUGGUGUCGGAAGCGUAAAACCACACAGUUGGGCAAGUAUCCUGUCGUCGAGGUACUCAUUGUGACGGCCAUCACUGCCAUCUUGGCUUUCCCCAAUGAAUAUACCCGGAUGAGCACAAGUGAGCUCAUUUCUGAGCUGUUCAAUGACUGCGGCCUCCUGGACUCCUCCAAGCUCUGUGAUUAUGAGAACCACUUCAACACAAGCAAAGGCGGUGAGCUGCCUGACAGACCUGCUGGCGUGGGCAUCUACAGUGCCAUGUGGCAGCUGGCUCUGACACUCAUACUGAAAAUAGUCAUUACUAUAUUCACCUUUGGCAUGAAGAUUCCUUCUGGUCUCUUUAUCCCCAGCAUGGCUGUCGGUGCUAUAGCAGGCCGUCUUUUAGGAGUCGGAAUGGAGCAACUGGCUUAUUACCACCACGACUGGGGCAUCUUCAAUAGCUGGUGUAGUCAGGGAGCUGAUUGUAUCACCCCUGGCCUUUAUGCCAUGGUUGGGGCUGCUGCCUGCUUAGGUGGGGUGACUCGGAUGACUGUUUCUCUUGUUGUCAUAAUGUUUGAACUGACUGGUGGCCUGGAAUAUAUUGUGCCUCUGAUGGCUGCAGCUAUGACAAGCAAGUGGGUGGCCGAUGCUCUUGGGCGAGAGGGCAUUUAUGAUGCCCACAUCCGUCUCAAUGGAUACCCCUUUCUUGAAGCCAAAGAAGAAUUUGCUCAUAAGACUCUGGCAAUGGAUGUGAUGAAGCCCCGGAGAAAUGACCCCUUGCUGACUGUCCUUACUCAGGACAGUAUGACUGUGGAGGAUGUCGAGACCAUAAUCAGCGAAACCACGUACAGUGGCUUUCCGGUGGUAGUGUCCCGAGAGUCGCAAAGACUUGUAGGCUUUGUUCUUCGAAGAGAUCUCAUUAUUUCAAUUGAAAAUGCUCGGAAGAAACAGGACGGGGUUGUGAGCACUUCCAUCAUUUAUUUCACGGAGCAUUCGCCUCCAAUGCCUCCAUACACCCCACCUACCCUGAAGCUUCGGAACAUCCUGGACCUCAGCCCCUUCACUGUGACAGACCUUACGCCAAUGGAGAUCGUGGUGGACAUCUUCCGCAAGCUGGGCCUGCGCCAGUGCCUGGUUACACACAACGGGCGCUUACUUGGAAUCAUCACCAAAAAGGAUGUGUUAAAGCAUAUAGCACAGAUGGCAAACCAAGACCCUGAUUCCAUUCUCUUCAACUAGAAUCAUGGGCUUGUUGUGGAUAUAAAACAAGGACAUUGCGGACCAUGGAUAUAUUUUAUUAACUGGGUACCCAAAACACAUUUCCCAUAUUUGGAUGGUGAAGUCAUAUUAGUGUGUUGUCUGUUUCCUACAAGUUAAUCAGUUGCACUACAUAAUUUCUGGAAAAUAAUCUCUUUAGGAGAAAAUACAGUUAGGCUUCUGUGAUACUGCAUUAGGAAGGGUUCACGAAAGAGUAAACAAGAUGGCUACGGUUUAAUUAUGUUUGUUCUUUAAAAUAGUUUUUUUUUAAUUUAAAAAUAAUCGUUAGCCAAUAUGCAAUCACUGAAAACUAUGCAAGAAAAAUUCCAACUAUUCUGACAAAUAGCCUGCAGGAAACUCAUGGUAAAAAAUCCUGUGUUGGAGGGAGACUAAACUGUCAUUGAUGGGAAAUGAAGUGUGACCUAAGGGGCUUUGCCUUUGAAGCCACAGAAAGGCAAGCCAGAAGGAAAUCGCAAUGGCAUUUUCUAGACUGUGAAGAUUCACUUCAAUUCUUACUCCUGUUACAGUAUUUAGCGUUAUUAGUUUGUUACGUUUACCUUCUCAUCAGAAGACAGUGCUGCUUUGGUCUGUCUGCCCCAAGUGAAGUAAAGGGGUUGACUUUGGGGGCCUGCUUGGCUUGGUCUUUUGAAGUGCACAAAGUUAAGUUACAGAGCUUUCUCCUUGGCCGAAGAAAGGCUACUUUUCCAAAUGGCAAUGCUAACUAGUAGACGAGGACUUUGUUAGAAAUCUGUUAGUAGCUAGGAACCAUUUAUUCCAGUUUUCUUGAAAUGAAGAUAAGUUCUGAGCAAAAGUCGGUGGCUAGGAAUGUCACGUUGUGUGAAGUCCUAAGCCAAUCUCAUACCCAGAUGCCACUUCCACAGAUGCUCCUGCUUCAGGCUUCUGGAAUAAGAACAGUAUCUGGAACUGGGUCUAGGCUGAAUACUGGGAAAGUGGGGAAAAUUCAGAGCUACAUUAGCAUCCCGGUGCAUUUCUUUGAAAAGACCACCAGUACUAAAAUAACUGGACGCCUGUGCUCCACUCGGUGUGGAGUAUGCACAACAGGCCAUUGUUCCUGUGAGCAUGAAGCAAGCUUGAGAUACUUCCACGUGUAUGGAAGGAACUGGAACGGGUUAGGCAACUGCAAUUACCUUGAGGUGCCAUCCUUAGAAACCUAACUAAAAUGCAGAGCCAUCCUUAAACCUAGGUGUAGGGAUGAGGCCUGAUGACACCAAAGGUGCUUGUACCCAGUUAAAAAAAAAAGGUGCCUGUCUCAAUUUCCUACCACAUCUGUGGCAGUUUAGAAAAAUCACAUUAUAGAAACACCCGGUGGAAUUCACAAGCCACCACCAGCAUUCCAACCACUCUUUCAUUUUCUAUCAUUUUAUCCAUGUGCAAUUACUCUCCCUCCAUUCUGUUUGCCUCUCUUCUCAGCACAGAAUCCUCUUUAGGAUGGAGCAGUCAGCUUAGUUAAUCAUUCCUAAUAACAACAAAAAUACCUACUAGGGUUAGUUAAAUUGUAAGCCGAGGCUCAGCAGUCUCACAGCACUUGGACUAGAGGUGACACCCACACAGCCUUUUUGUUUGCCAUGGGGCCCCAUUGCUACUGCCAUGCCUCCGUUUCCCUCUCAGAUGCCCAUGGCAGUGAGACUAUGUUGUUGGGUGAGAGUUCAGCCUUGUUUAUCUUACAAGCCUAUUCCUAAUCUCUCCCGCUAUCCUUCUAGUACAGGCUCAGCAGCCCCUGGCACAUGCCGGUGAAUAACCCACUCCUCCCCAGCAACUCAGUGUACCUCAUUUUAAAAGUUGUUGGUCCCCAAGUCAAGAACUUUUUUUCUUAACCCCCAGUUUUUUAUUGUUCCCAAACCAGAAAGUCCUUUAUUAUCCAAGACAUAUUUUGGGUUUUAUCUUUACUAUAUCAAGGUAGCCACGAGAGUUUCUCCUUUUAAGUAUAUUCUUCUGGCAUUUUAAUGAAAACGAGGCUUCAGAGGUACAUGGUAUCAUCAUCACGGCUCCAUGGCUUUCUGUCUUGUUCUUUCCAUGCCACUGCAUGACCACCUAGUGUAUUAUGUGGAGAUCAAAGUUCCUGUCUUGUCAAAGUUCCUGUGGGUUGCAGGUUCGGUCAGUACCUUUCUUUAGUGGUCCUGCCUCACGAAGGUUUGCAAAGCAGGAAACAUUACUGUGUCAGGUAUUUGAUGGCCAGGGAAGGUUUGGUCCUAUCUCAGAGAGCAGCGGUGGCAUGGAGAGUAUCUUGUUUGCUUUUGUAUCUCUUUAGUUCUUUCUUUUUGUUGUACCCAGACGAGCCAGUGUUAAGGUGCUACUCCGGAGAAUAAAUCUAAGAACUCAGAUAACACUGUGCGAACGGAUACUUUCUAGAUGCUAAGCACCAGUAGGCCCUCCAAAUAAUUUGACAACAUCCCUUUGAUACCUCACUCCUUAGAAAUAUCAUUCAUUAAUCUUAGUUUCUCAGGAAUCCUUGCAGCUUGUAUGCUAGAAAUAGCUGUAGUGUAUGGUGUCCAUUGUCUGUCUGAUCUUAUGGUUUAGCUCAAAGGUUAACGCGUUCCGACAGGAGUACUCUCCAAGAUUGCUAGCCUAGCACCUGGACACACAGUGGCUCUUGUCUUGAGGUAAAGGGGGCUCUUUCCUGUCAUUGCCAUUCCAUUCCAUCAAUUAGAUAUUCCUAAAAACAAAACAAAACAACAAAACACAAAGCCAAUAGAGGGAAGUCUGUCAGUAGCCUCAAAUGACUACAUACCUCAAGGGUAAAAUACUGGAUAAUUGAAGCUUUUCAAGUGAAUUGAGACAAGUUUAUUUUGGUACUGGAAAAGGAAAUAGCCUGAUGUAAGGAAAGUGUUUACAGAAGAAUGCCAAUAAAUGCCUCAAGAGUGUGAAUUUUCCUAAGCACUAAAUCUGGAGGAAGUCUAGCUGUGAGGGCUAGAUUUAUGGAUCUUUUAACAGUCUUAACUGCUAAAUUUUAUAUCUUUACACCUUCAAUGGAAAGAGCUUAAUGAAGCUGAGAGAGAUUGCAUAGUGAGCUCAAUUGGAGAUUAACAAACAGAGGACUGGUGAUGUGAAAUAAUCGCUAUUAGAGAUCAUUUCUACUUUGAUAUUUGGUUAGAAACCGCCAAAUUGAAACGCCCUCCCCCCCUCUCUGGUUCCAGUGUCCUGGCUUAGCCCAGCUGCAGAGGAGAGCUGAUGUAGUCCACAGAAUAGAGUGCCUCUGGCGGAUUAGCUAAAAUUGAUGAUACUUUGAAUUGGCCAGCUGGCAGAGCAAACAAUUAAUUUGCUGGUUUAACUGCAAAGCAGGCCAAUUGUUUUGGCACUAAUGUCUAAAUUGAAAGUCUUUGCAGGAAGAGCAGGGGCCUUUCUAAAGGGAUUAGCCUCUGAAUGCGUGGGCUCUACAUUACUGUUCUAAAAACCUUAAUGUUUGCAACCUCCUCUGGGGUUGUCUGGGUGGUGCCUGAUGGUAUGAAGAAAGCCAUCCUGUUCCCCAGUCCAUACAUAUUAGCAUAAGGUAGGCAGAGGGCUUAAUCACAUGCCCCAAAGGGAGAAGGAAACCAGUCAUGUCCAGGAUUCCCAUAUGAACUAGAGCCUCAAAGCACUAUUUGGCUUAACGGCAGUCUAGCUUUAUGGAGACAGUUAACCCUUGAGGAGGAACACAUCAUCUGAAUGUCUAGAUGAUAAACAUUUGACCAUUUUUGUUUUAAGCUCUCCCUACUGUGUCCUUAUUCUAUAUUGAAAAUAGGCUGCUUUCUCCCGUUGCAGCUCAAGAGCUGGGGCAGGGUUGGAGAUGAGUGGGCACAGCAGAGCUGGCAGUUGCUGGCCUUUGCUUCCCGAUCAGCCAUUUGUUCCAAGGAGAGCAGCUCUUGGAAAAAUGUGAUUCACAGUUUCAAGCUACUCCCCAUCCAUAUGCUGGCCACAUUCUCCUUCCUAAGUAACUGCAUCUGGGCAAUGUUCUAAAGAGAUCAAGGGAAGAAAAGGAGAUUUUCCCAUGGUGUCGGUAGGAUUUUGCCAAAUCCUCCAAGAAGGAUGUGAUAUAUGGACCUUCCUUCCUUCUUCCUUCCUUUUUUUCAUUUCCCUCUUUCUCCCCCACCCCAUGGGGCCUAUCAGGUUACCCUGUCCAGCCCAACCUUACAGUUAAAACUUCCUACCUCGAAGUUGCUACCAAAGGGUCUUUGGCCUGCGUGUGCACACUUGUCAAAUGAAUGCCCUGACUAAUGUUUGGCUUCUUGAGGAGAACCUGUGUGAUGGUACAGAUAGGCAAAAGGACAGUUUGCCUCUGCCUCUUCCUUUGCUCCUCCUACCAUGCAUAUUCUACCUUCAGCUCUCUUCCCAUUGUUCUGACCAUGUUGUUUCAAUAUGACUGUGGUGGGUAGGGACGCAAUGACCCCCCAAGAACAGAGAAUGGAACCUCCCCAGCUGGUGAGAGGCCAUUGGCAGUUUGCUCAGUCCACAGUAAGGGCCAAAGCCAGAAAUCCUUACUGGGAGUGCCGAGGGCUUUAGCUGUAUUAUACAUUAGUUCAGAUGUGCUGGGUUAAGAAGUAGUUUAGGAUCUAAUGAGAAAAAAAAAUGCCGUUUAGUGAAAUGGAGAAGAAAACAGAACCUGUGUUUUUUUUUUUGUUUUUGUUUUUGUUUUUAAUCAAAGUGGUAGUGUUCAGCGUUGCCGUCAAGUAGAGGGUACCUCAAAAUAUAUGGUCCUUGUCCCUCGUUCUCUUUCUUACCUUCCACUUUUCUUUCUUCUCCAUUGUCCUGCCUUUUUUAGUACUCAGCUUUUUAUAUAUAAGUAUUUACUUUUUUUUAAGCUAUAUAUUUGGUCCUUUGGGACUGUGUGAUGAUUAAAUUGUAUUCCAUUCAAGAUAAAACUAUAUGUUUAAUAUUGUAUUCUCUAAAGUUGUCUUUUGAAGCUAUGCUGCUAUCCAGGUACAAGCCAGAAAGGAAUUGGGCCUGACAGCAUCUUGGUCAUGUCACCAGAGGGUGACUCUGAUGUCAUGAUAAUGACUCUUAUUGAUUUGACCAAGGCCAGCCUCCUGUUUAUACCUCUGCCCAUUCAUUUCUGGCCAUGGGAAAUAUACCAGCUAUUGGGUGAGCCAUUGAAGCCAGGAGGAUCAGAAGGGCCAGGGUCCAGCCCAUGGACACCAUGUGAAUUUCUCUGUAGGAAGCUCAUUUGGAGGGCUGGCUUCAGUCGCAGUAGCCAAAGAAAAAUCUGUCUGACUGGACCUUUGAAUUCCUAAGAGUUGGUCAAAGUUCCGCUGAAGCUUAUGCGUAGAUAUCUGUAGCUGCUUGGCAUCCGGAAAUGAGCUUCAACCAAAGCUAAUACAGUCCCGAGUUUCCACCGGAAGCUUGGUGCUGAGCUGUUCAGACCAGUCCUUUAUUAGAGGGUUGCCAAUCUUUCAGCCACGCUUUUGUACCUUUAUUCUCACCUGCUCAUAGACAUAGCCUGAUCCAAAACUGUGGCUUACUGCUCGCUCUGCUCUGCUCACUGGUCAUGUAUAGUGACAUAGUGUAAAAAGGAAAAAAAAAAAAAAGAUUGGGGAGUUAGGUGACCUGGUUUGUAUUCCCUAUGCUUCUACUAACUAGCCUCAAGAUCUUAACCGCUCUGUGCCUCAGUGUUCCCAUCUGCAAAAUGGGGAUAGUGUAAAUUGCCCUACCUACCUCACAGGGUUGUUGUGAGGAUAAACUGAGACAAUGAAUGGAAAGCACUUUUGACAAGUAAGUGCUAUGCAAAGUGUUAAGAAAUGGAACCAAUCUAGUUCAAGGCAAUGGAAUGGACAUUAGCAGAAGGGUUAAUGGGAUCGUCCAGCCCUUUCUCUGUGUGGCUUAAACCUAGGUUGCCAUUGCUUUAUACAUUUUCACUUAGCACAGAUUUGUAAUUAUGCAUGAAAUAAAGCACAGCCUUAUCCAACUUGA
This is a messenger RNA of Mus musculus (house mouse), 8977 nucleotides long. It is a transcript of the gene Clcn5, whose product is annotated as chloride channel, voltage-sensitive 5. NCBI's taxonomy places the organism in Eukaryota, Metazoa, Chordata, Mammalia, Rodentia, Muridae. Gene Ontology annotation, cellular component: plasma membrane; endosome membrane; Golgi membrane. The transcript has 17 exons. The coding region runs from base 503 to 3058 and encodes 851 amino acids. The record is from RefSeq and is a predicted model, not a curated record. Gene Ontology annotation, biological process: chloride transport; transmembrane transport. Gene Ontology annotation, molecular function: chloride transmembrane transporter activity; voltage-gated chloride channel activity.